Molecule: messenger RNA, 446 nt
Organism: Funneliformis geosporum
Lineage: Eukaryota; Fungi; Glomeromycota; Glomeromycetes; Glomerales; Glomeraceae
Source: the annotation of a GenBank genome assembly
AAAUCACAAAGUGGAUCACUGAUAAUGUUUCUACCUUUGGGAAUAUAAUUCAACCAUUUAUCUCACAUAUUGAUUUUAAAGAAAUUCAUCCUGCUGAUUUCUUUCAAAAGAUUAAAUCUUUAAAAGAAAUUUUUAAUAUUGAAUAUUAUGUUAAACUCCUUGAAUUUUAUUCUUUUAAUGACAAUAGUCAUUCAAGAUUUAAAAUGAAAAUCGAUUAUAAAUUUAUUAAUUCUGAACAAGCCUUUUUACUUGUGAAUUUUAUUAAAAUGAUGAAAAAAGAUGUUCUUAAUUCCUUUAUUAAGUUUGAAUUGCUAGUAUACGGAAGCAAUAAUAGUUUUGAUAUAAAAACUUUUUAUGAAAAUUGUAGCAAUAAAGGAUCUACCCUUACUAUUGCUUGCGUUAAAGAUACUAAUGAAAUACUCAGAGGAUUUAAUCCAACAAAUUAG